Molecule: messenger RNA, 4486 nt
Organism: Oncorhynchus keta (chum salmon)
Lineage: Eukaryota; Metazoa; Chordata; Actinopteri; Salmoniformes; Salmonidae
Product: sialic acid-binding Ig-like lectin 5
Exons: 9
Coding region: 3-1748 (581 amino acids)
Source: RefSeq, a predicted model, not a curated record
GCAUGCUUCUCGUCAUGUGUCUGGACAGAAUGCUCCUGCUGUGUACUGUGAUCUUUGGCUUCUGGAAGGACACCUAUGCUGUGUCCCCAGUGCCCUCUGUCCCAAACUAUGUCCCUGCCUUGGCAGGCUCCUGCGUGGUCAUCCCCUGCUCCUUCACUCCUCCAGCCUCUCACUCCAUGGGGAAGGUGGUGGGCGUGAGGCUGCGCUACAGGACUGGUCACAUCUUCCUCCUGCGGAGUACAGCUUUCAGUUCGGAUGACAAAUCCACGGUCAGCAAGGAGUUCCAGGGCCGGACAUCCCUCUGGGGAAACACGGACGAUGGAGACUGCUCUGUAAUGAUUGACAGAGUCCACCUGGCUGACUCCAAUGUCUAUCAGCUGGCGCUGAAGGGCCAUGGACAGAAAGACUGGGGGAAGGAGAGGAGUGUCAACAUCAUUGUGUCAGAGUCCCCAGAGCUCCCAGUGAUCAGCGGUGUGAGGGCAGCUACAGAAGGACAGAUGGUGUCACUAAACUGCAGCAUCAGUUACUCCUGUCCCUCCCAAGCCCCCACCCUCCAGUGGCGGUGGGAGAGAGGAGCUCAGGAGAACAGCAGCGAGUACGGGGAGCCUCAUGUACUCCAGCCCCAGGGCCAGGGGCCUACACUACAGACCUCUCUAACCUUUAUCGCAUCGUAUCGCAUCAAACCCAGAAUAAGGUGUGAGGCAGUAUAUCCAGGAGGAAGAAGAGUAUACACCAUAAAGGAGCUCCAUGUGACAUUCCCUCCAAAAGAUGUCACAGUCCAGGUCCAUACCUUGACUGUCCAGGAGGGUUUGAACGUGUUACUGGCCUGCUCCUGUAAAGCUGACCCGCCUGUGACAGAGUACAGGUGGUCAUACACCCAACAUGGGCUAACUGUAGACCUUCACCAGCGCACAUUUACGGUCCGGGUGUACAAUGUGACCCGAGACAUGAGGGUCCGCUGCACAGCCCAGAACCUAAUUGGACGGGCAGAGUCCAGAUUGACUUCCUUAAACAUUCAAUACAAGCCUGUCAUCCUCCAUCUCUCCUCCUACUGUGUUGUGGAAAGGUUGGUGGUUCUGUGUCGCUGUUCUGUAGACUCCAACCCCCGGCCUGCCGUCACCUGGAGUGUCAACGGUAGUGUUCCACCAUCCAGAUACAACACAUCAGUGGGCUCAGAGAAUGGUACACUAACAGCCACGCUGAAGGGCCACAUGGACACUCCACUGAGGGUAGUCUGCUUCGCCAUCAAUGCACUGGGCAAUGACUCCCACACACUGCUUCAGGCAGAGGAUGGUUCUCUGCUGUGGAAAGUGAUACCUGCAGUAUGCAUCUCUUUGGCCACCUUCCUCCUCUCUCUACUUCUCCUGUUCUGCUGUCGAAAGAGGUCAGGAAAACGUGUGCUGACCUGCAGACCUCCGGUGUAUCCUGGGGACAUGGGGAUCUACCAGGAUCGGAUGCCCCUCUACAUCAACUGCACUGAGGUCACCAACAUCUACAACAAUGGCAGUUACCAGCUGGUUUACCAGAACUGCACCCCUCUUUUCGUCCAGACCAAACAGACACAUCCGAUGGGGAGGCGAGAUGGGGGGAGACGAGGUGGAGAGAGAAGAAGAGGUGAGAGACGCGGAGGGGAGAGAAGAGGAGGAGAGAGUCGAGGGGGAACGGUGGACAGAGGAACAAGAGACAGACAAAGCCCUGCCUCCAAUGACAAUAACACUGAAACAGCUAUCUACCUGGAGAUCAUCUGAGUUCAUCUCUCAGUGAGCUCUGUCAAGAAGGCCAGCAUCCCGGAGUCGCCUCUUCAAUGUUGACGUUGAGACUGGUGUUUUGCAGGUACUAUUUAAUGAAGCUGCCAGUUGACAACUGGUGAGGCAUCUGUUUCUCAAACUAGACACUCUAAUGUACUUGUCCUCUUGCUCAGUUGUGCACCGGGGCCUCCCACUCCUCUUUCUAUUCUGGUUAGAACCAAUUUGCACUGUUCCAUGAAGGGAGUAGUAGACAGCGUUGUACAAGAUCUUCAGUUUCUUGGCAAUGUCUCACAUGGAAUAGCCUUCAUUUCUCAGAACAAGUAGAGACUGAAGAGUUUCAGAAAAAAGUUAUUUGUUUCUGGACAUUUUGAGCCUGUAAUCGAACCGACAAAUGCCGAUGCUCCAGAUACUCAACUAGUCUAAAGAAGGCCAGUGUUAUUGCUUCUUUAAUCCAAACAACAGUUUUCAGCUGUGCUAAAACAAUUGCAAAUGGUUUUCUAAUGAUCAAUUUGCCUUUUAAAAUUAUACUAUUGGAUUAGCUAACACAACGUGUCAUUGGAACACAGGAGUGAUGGUUGCGAUAAUGGGCCUCUGUACGCCUAUGUAGAUAUUCCAUUAAAAAUCUGUUGUUUCCAGCUACAAUAGUCAUUUACAACAUUAACAAUGUUUACACUGUAUUUCUAAUCAAUUUUCUGUUAUUUUAAUGGACAAAAAAUGUGAUUUUCAUUCAAAAACAAGGACAUUUCUAAAUGACCCCAAACAUUUGAACGGUAGUGUAUAUAUAUAAAUAUAUUUUGUGUACAUAAUUGUAGGCUUAGCAGUCCUUCAUUCAUUAGUGUACAUACAGUGCCUUGCAAAGGUUUUCAUCCACCUUGGAGUUUUUCUUAUUUUGUUGCAUUACAACCUGUAUUUUAAAUUGAUUUUUAUUUGGAUUUCAUGUAAUGGACAUUCACAAAAUAAUUCAAAUUGGUGAAAUGAAUUUUUUUUAAAUGACUUUUUCAGAAAAGUUGAAAGAAUGAAAAAUGAAAAAGGGGUGUGUGCAUAUGUAUUAAUAAUAAUAAUAAUAUAUGCCAUUUAGCAGACGCUUUUAUCCAAAGCGACUUACAGCCAUGUGUGCAUACAUUCUACGUAUGGGUGGUCCCGGGAAUCGAACCCACUACCCUGGCGUUACAAGCGCCAUGCUCUACCAACUGAGCUACCCUUUGCUUUGAAGCCCCUAUAUAAGAUCUGUUGCAACCAAUUACUUUCAGAAGUCACAUAAUUAGUUAAAUAAAGUCCACCUGUGUGCAAUCUAUGUGUCACAUGAUCAGUCACAUGAUCUCAGUAUAUAUACACUUGUUCUGAAAGGCCCCAGAGUCUAGCCUCAGUGGAUGCCUUGCUUGACCACACCCUCCUUCCUUGCUCCUGGCCUGGCCUGCCCUGCCCUGCCUCUUCCACCAAUCCCAAUUGUUUUUUUAUGGACAGAAAAGAGCAGAGGCUCUGAGCUGUCUGAUCAGGUCCAUUGUCUACUGAGCCAGAGUCUGCAACACCACCAAGCAAGCGCCACUAUGAAGACCAAGGAGCUAUCCAAACAGGUCAGGGGCAAAGUUGUGGAGAAGUACAGAUUAGGGUUGGGUUAUUAAAAAAAUAUCCAAAACUUUGAACAUCCCACGGAGCAUCAUUCAACCCAUUAUUAAAAAAAUGGAAAGAAUAUGGCACCACAACAAACCUGCCAAGAGAGUGCUGCCCACCAAAACUGAGGGACCAGGUCUAGGAGCUGCAGAGCUGCAAAACUCCACAGAGGAGCUUGGAGUAUCUGUCCAUAGGACCACUUUAAGCCGUACACUCCACAGAGCUGGACUUUAUGGAAGAGUGGCCAGAAAAAAAGCAGUUUAAGGGGAAACAUUUAAAUGUCUUAGUCAAAGUCCAGACAUCAAUCCAAUUGAGAAUCUGUGGAAUGACUUAAAGAUUGCUGUACAUCAGCAGAACCCAUCCAACUUGAAGGAGCGGAGCAGUUUUGCCUUUUAGAAUGGGCAAAAAUCCCAGUGGCUAGAUUUACCAAGUGUAUAGAGACAUACCCCAAGAGACUUGCAGCUGUCAUUUCUGCAAAAGGUGUCUCUACAAAGUAUUGACUUCUUUUUUUGGGGGGGGAUAGUAAUGCAUGCAGAAGUUUUCUGUUUUUUUUUUUGUCUUAUUUCUUGUUUGUUUCACAAUAUAAAAAAUAUAUUUUGCAUCUUCAAAGUGGUAGGCAUGUUGUGUAAAUCAAAUGAUAUUGAACCCCCCAAAAUUGUAAGGCAUCCAGGUUGUAAGGCAACAAAAUAGGAAAAAUGCCAAGGUGGUGAAUACUUUCGCAAGCCACUGUAGUUUGUGGCUGAUGAAGAUAAUGGUCCACACAUGAUAUUCACCUAUUUCAUGCAGUACAUUUUGCAUCAGUACAUGUAUAAUGUCUGUAUAAUGAUAUUCUAGAUGGGAUGAACAUGAUUGUAUGAUGUGAUGAUGAUGAUGAUAAAGGUGUUGGACACCUCUCUUAUUAAACAAUCACUUUUGCAUGUGUUUUAUAUAAAUGUGCCUCUCUUCACCUACCAUCCUGACCUUGUACUCAAGAGGAUUGAUGGUUACUGAACCAAAAGCCAUUCUUCACUACAGUAAAAAGCUAUUUCAUAUUCUAAUAAUAAAUAAUAAUAAUAAUAAUAAAAUAUUCUUCCAUAUGUAUGUUCUGGUUCUAUAUUCAUGUGACAAAAUAAAGAUUUUUUCUGUGC